UUUUGGUGCCAUUGCUGUUUGUGUUUUUGGUGCUUCAACAACCACUCUGCCUUGGUCCUCGAAUUACGAGGUGUGAGAUCAAAACUCAAAUGGCAAGCUCACAAAGACAAUCUGCGACAAAACAAGGAUCGCCGUCGUCUCAGAAGGGAAAUGAAAAGGCAACAUCAUUUGGUGAGUGCUCUUGGAAGACACUCCGAAUAACAUAUACCGACCCAGAUGCUACAGAUUCUUCUAGUGACGAAGAAAAUGACAAAGUAUCAAAUGGUGGUCCCAAAAGACGAUUCAUAGACAUAACGAAUCCAAAUUGGAAGGAUCCAAACUGCAAACUUUCCAUCAGAAAAGGAAAACGCAUAUGUUCCAGCAAGUAUCUAGGUGUUAGACGUCGACCAUGGGGGAAAUAUGCAGCAGAGAUUCGUGACCCGCGUCAAAAGAAUUGUCGUAAGCGCUUGUGGCUUGGUUCAUAUGAUACUGAGAUAGAGGCUGCAAUGACUUUUAAUGUAAAAAGGCAAGAGUUUGAGAGAGAAAUGGCUCUAGAAAGAGGAGAUAAUGCAUCAGUGCAUUCGGAGGGUACUGCCAAAGAAGAUUAAUUAGCCUCAUGAUCCAUCUUAAACAUCUUAAUUUAUGCAUCUGCUAUUAGCUAGCUAGUAGAGUUUUACUAGUUUAUUGUAUGUCUGCACUUUCAAAUAAUUUUAUUAUUGUAGCAUUUGAGAUUGGACAAGUUGGUAGAAGGGCAUAGUUUCUCUCA
Glycine soja is the source of this 745-nucleotide messenger RNA. Its product is annotated as ethylene-responsive transcription factor CRF3-like. NCBI's taxonomy places the organism in Eukaryota, Viridiplantae, Streptophyta, Magnoliopsida, Fabales, Fabaceae. Gene Ontology annotation, molecular function: DNA binding; DNA-binding transcription factor activity. The transcript has 2 exons. Gene Ontology annotation, biological process: regulation of DNA-templated transcription. Bases 90 to 587 code for a protein of 165 amino acids. The record is from RefSeq and is a predicted model, not a curated record.